CUUCUGACGACAGCAACUGUUAUUGGUUGAAGCUAAGGAGCCUGGCUAUUGGCUGGAGUAGCCUCACAAAGACUCCUGGACUUUCGCUACAGCAGCCGCAGUCCUUGGUGGGAGCGGAGGUGCUUCACCAUUAGCAGGAUAGCAGCCAUUGACUGUGCUGAGUAAAUCUAUUCCAAAUCAACCAAAAAACCAACCCAAUUAUCUUCCACUGUGUCUGAGGGGCGAAGCUGAGGUGAGAGAGACCAGCAGACAGAGACAAUCAAGGUAUCGGGCCAGAGGGGGGCAAGUGACUGUGUUGUGUGCCCGCCGGCAGAGGCUGUUGAGGUGGGUGGCUGCUUCGGCCCCCAGCGGGAGAGAUGGCGCCAAAGAAAGAUUCUAAGAAGCGCCCCAAGAAACCCCAGUUUGAGGUCGGGGAGCGAGUGUUGUGUUACCAUGGGUCCCUGUUGUAUGAAGCGGAGUGUGUGAAGGUGUCCGUAAAGUACCGGAAGGUCAAGUACCUGAUCCACUACCCCGGGGGCAAUGAGAAGGGCGUUGUUGUGCGGACCCGCCUCUCUGAAAAACUGGCCAAGAUGAGAGCUCAGGAGGCCCAGAAAGCCGAGGCAGCCAAUAAGGCCCCCAAAGCUAGUGAAGUCCAUGAAGCCAGUAAAGGCAGUGAGACCCUUGAACCUGGUGAGGUCUCUGUAACAUGUGAGGUCCAUGAAGCUGAGGUCCAUGAAGCCAAGCCCCAUGAAGCUGCCACCCAAGUCUCUGAUGGAGCCACUGAGGUCCAAGCAAUCCCUCAGACUCCUAUAGCCCCCACGGCCCGUGCAGCGCGUAAGGCCCGUAGAGCUCGUAAGGCCCGCGCCCUUCUAGCCGCCGCGGAAGCCUCUAAGCCUGGGGAAGCCGGUGAAGUCCCUGACAUGCGCGAAACCCGCAUGGGCCGACUAAUCCGAGAAGCCCGUGCUCGCGAAGCUGCCCGCGAAGCUGCCAAAGCUCGCGAGGAAGCCGCCAGGGAAGCCACCAAAGCCCCUGACAAAGCUAUUAAGCCUGCUGCUGCUGAGGAACGUGAUAAAACCCUUAUGGUCUGUGAAGUCCAUGCUGCUGAAGCCGGAGAAGCCACUGAUGCUCGGGAAAGUCCCAAAGACUUUGCUGAGGCUACCACAGCCCAAGGAGAAGUUGCCAAGCCAGGGGCCACAGGUGGGACCUUUAUAGUUGCUGAGGCUGCCGGGGAAACCACCAGCGCCCAAGAAGUUGCCAGCGCCAGUGAUGACUACAACAUUGGUGAACCCUGUAAGCCUUGUGAAAUUAUCGAGAUCCGUGAAAUUCACAGGACCCACAUCAUCUGUGAGGUCCAAGAAGAUGGAGCAUCCGGAGGCCCCCAAACUAUUGAGGUAUGUGAAGUUGUUGAGGCCAGUGACAUUUUUAAGGCUUCUAAAAGGGAUGACAUCCAUGCGGCCACUGAAGCUGUUCGUGACACUGAGGUCCAUGACACCAGUGAGGCCGACAGAGUAAGUGAGACAGGGCAAACCAGUGUGUCCUGCGAAAUGACUGAUACCAGUGAAGCCACAAAAGUUAGUGAGUUCAGUGAAGAGCAGUUGGGGGCAAAGAGUAAGGUCAAGAAAAAAAAGAGGGGAAAGUCCAAGGCCAAGUCUGAAGUAGCUCAGUUUCCUACUGAGGAUGAUUUUGGCUCCAAAGACGUUAUCUGCCUCACUACUGGUUGGGAUGAUGAGUGGGUUCCAGAAAGCAGAUUACUUAAGUAUUCAGAAGCUAAUCUGCAGAAACAGAAGGAACUUUUUCAAGCUCAUCAGGAAAUGUAUGCAAAGAAAGAGAAAGGGGGAGCUUCAGGAAAGACCUCUGAGAGUCCAAAGAAAAAGCCUGUAGAGCGUGUUGAAACCCCUUCAGUAUCAACACAGGCAGAGAGUGGUGGGAGCAGAAGCAGAGAUGAGGCGAGCACCAGUGAUCAGCCACCUCGUUGGAGGAGAAAACCUCUAGAGAGCUCUGAGGGGGGUGGAGCACAGCAGCGCCAAGUGAGAAGGCAUGACUUUAAAAUCAAUAUUCCACAAGAGCUAAAACCGUGGCUUGUGAAUGACUGGAACUUGAUCACUGUUCAAAAGAAGCUGUUUUCUCUUCCUGCGAGGAAGAAUGUCGAGUCAAUUCUGGAGGACUAUGAACUCUAUGAAAAGACUUAUGCCACCACCGAAGACAAGAUCUACGCUGUGCCUGAAAUUGUAGCGGGGAUCAGAGCAUACUUCAACCUGAUGCUAAGUUCUCACUUGCUGUAUAAAUUUGAAAAGCCACAACAUGCUGCCAUUGUAGCAAGCAACCCUACUGUUCUGGUGUCACAGGUCUAUGGAGCACCACACCUCCUGAGAUUAUUUGUGAAAAUUGGAGACAUGCUGUCCUAUGCCUUCUUUGAUAGCCACAGCACCAAUUUAUUGUUGAGGUAUUUGCAUGACUUUGUGAAAUAUUUAGCAGACAACUCGGCAGCUUUGUUUAGCUCUGAUGAUUAUGAGCUUGCCUCUCCUGAAUAUCUACUGAAAGCCGCAGAGGAUGCUGAGCCGACCUCCACAGCUGGAUCUUCUAAGUAAAUAUAUAAGGUAUAUAUUCAGUGUAUUUUCUUGUAAACAUGUGUACAAUGGAAAAAGGCAUAGCAUUGUGUUAGGAGAAGAAAGCAAAAAAAUGAUAUUUUUGAUUUUUUUUUGGUAUUAUUUGGUGCAAAAAGUAAAAUUUCUGGUAUUUGUUUCUUUGUGCUUAUUAUUUAUUAUUAUUUAAAACAUGGUAAAAUAUUUGUGCCUUUAUUAUUUGAAACAUCCUAAAAUUGGUUUAUUUCUGAUAUUUGUUCUUUUUGCAUUAUUUAGAACAUGUAUUUCAAUAUUAGUUUCAUUUGUCUGGAACAAAAAGUAAGGCAGGGGAAGUAGUUCCAGUAAUUGUCCUUUUGUAUUGGAACAAAAGUAAUGAGGGAGGAGUCUAUUAUUUGUUCUUUUUGUAUUAUUUGGAACCAAACAUAGUGGGGGAGGGAGGGAAUUUCUGAAAUGGGUCCUUUUGCUACAUUAUUUUAAAUUUAUGGUUUGAUAUUUAUUUCUUUUUGUACUGAUAUUAGUUCCUUUUGUAUUAUUAAAAAAAGUAAAAGGGGGGAUUUUUGAGUUUUUUAUUACUUAUUUAUAUUAUAAUUAUUUUUAUCAAAGGUAACAGGGGAGGGAAGUUUGCUGACAUUGUUCUGUUUUGUAAUGCGGUCUGAUACUUUUGUAUUGUAUGGAACCAAAGUAAUGGGGGUGGGACUUGUGAUACUGGUUCCAUUUUGCAUUGAUUGAAAAAAAGUAGAGGGGGGAUAUUUGUGUUAUUUAUUUUUUUGUAUUUAAACCACAUAUGAAUAGUUCUUUUGUAUUGUAUGGAACCAAAGGUAAUGGGGAAGGGGGCAUUUCUGAUACUGGUUCCUUUUGUAUUAUUUGAAAAAAGUUAAAGGGGCCUAUUUGUGUUAUUUAUUCCUUUAUUAUUUAAAUUAUAUUGUUAAAUAUUUCUUUUGUAUUGUUUGGAACCAAAGGUAAUGGGGGAGGGGGGCAUUUCUGAUACUGGUUCCUUUGGUAUUGUUUGAAAAAAAAGUAAAAGGGGCCUGUUUGUGUUAUUUAUUCCUUUUGUAUUAUGUAGUAAAAUAUUUGUUUUGUAUUAUCUGGAACCAAAAGUUGUCAUUUCUGAUAUUUUUGUUCUAUUGUUUCGAAUGCAUACUUUGGCACUUAUUUCUUUUGCAUUGUUUGGAACCCAGAGUAAUGGGGGGAUUAUUUCUGAUAUUGGUUCCUUUUGAGUUGGGAACAAAAAGUAGAAAAGGGUAUUUCUGCUAAUGACUCUUUUAGUGUCAUUUGGAAUAAAAGGGGGAAAAGGAGUAUUCUGCCAUUUGCUCCUUUUGUAUCGUUUUGGCAUGAAAGGUAAAAAGAAGUAUUUCUGAUUUUUGUUCUCUAAGUAUUUUUUAAGAGAGAGACCGUAGGAGGAGAAGGAGGUGUAUUUGAUCCUCUCUUUUUUGUUACUGCUAGCAGUCUAUAAGAGUAAAGUCAGUAAUUUUUCACUUUUUGUUGACAAUGACAAAGAGACUUGAAUUUCUUUAGUACCCUUCCUUUGACAUUGAGCACUUGCAUAAGCUGUUAGUGGGACACCCCUAUUCCUAAUGGCAAAAGUUUAACUCAUUAGAUAUGAGGUCAAAAAAAGGCCUUUAUUUGUGUUCAUUUCUUUUUACCUUUCAUUUUCAAGGCUCAAUAUGUGACAAUGGUAUGUAUUCCAUGUAAUUUUGCUCCGGUUUUUGAAGAGUGACAAUUCGUGUUAUGUUUUUUUUAAAUGUGUUUCGAUUGUAUUGCUGGCCAACAUUAAGAAACUCAUUAUUAUAUGUCUUUGAUUUUCUUGGAAAUUUCAUUUUCACGGAGCUGUUCUCAGAGUCUCAAUAAACAUUUUCAAAC
Molecule: messenger RNA, 4421 nt
Organism: Monodelphis domestica (gray short-tailed opossum)
Lineage: Eukaryota; Metazoa; Chordata; Mammalia; Didelphimorphia; Didelphidae
Biological process (GO): regulation of DNA-templated transcription; chromatin organization
Cellular component (GO): NuA4 histone acetyltransferase complex; nucleus
Source: RefSeq, a predicted model, not a curated record